Molecule: messenger RNA, 1313 nt
Organism: Hypomesus transpacificus
Lineage: Eukaryota; Metazoa; Chordata; Actinopteri; Osmeriformes; Osmeridae
Product: calsenilin-like
Exons: 10
Coding region: 21-875 (284 amino acids)
Biological process (GO): regulation of potassium ion transmembrane transport; negative regulation of transcription by RNA polymerase II
Cellular component (GO): nucleus; voltage-gated potassium channel complex
Molecular function (GO): RNA polymerase II cis-regulatory region sequence-specific DNA binding; DNA-binding transcription repressor activity, RNA polymerase II-specific; potassium channel regulator activity
Source: RefSeq, a predicted model, not a curated record
UUUUCCAGGGUUGCGGCUAAAUGAAAUCAUCAAACUUAAAGUGCGCACCACAAAACGAGCUUCUCAGAGCGUUUAACUCAAGUACCAAUUACCUUGACUCCAUGCAGGCUGAUGGGAAGGGGCCGGACAGGGGCCUACUGCCUGAUGCCAAUGGGAAGGAGCCAAGCCCGGCGGGCCAGAGGGAGGGGGCCAAGUGGCAAAAGCCGAGGAUCACCCGGAAGUCUCUGAUGAAGUGUUGUCUCGUCAAGUGGAUCAUCGCCAGCACGGCAACCCAGGAUCCAGAUGAAAGUGGGGACAGUGAUCUGGAGCUGUCUGCCGUUCGUCACCAGCCCGAGGGCUUGGAGCAGCUGCAGGCCCAGACCAAGUUCACCCGGAAGGAGCUUCAGUCGCUUUACAGAGGCUUCAAAAACGAAUGUCCAAGUGGCUUGGUGGAUGAGGAAACAUUCAAGACUAUCUACUCUCAAUUCUUCCCUCAGGGAGAUGCCACCACAUACGCACAUUUUCUGUUCAAUGCUUUUGACUCGGACAGGAAUGGCUCCAUACGUUUUGAGGACUUUGUGAUUGGGUUGUCAGUGCUACUAAGAGGGUCUGUGACAGAAAAGCUGCGUUGGGCUUUCAACCUGUACGAUAUCAACAAAGACGGCUACGUCACUAAAGAGGAGAUGCUGGCCAUUAUGACAUCCAUUUAUGAUAUGAUGGGCAGAUAUACGUCCCCCAGUGUACGCGACGAUGACCCUGUAGAGCAUGUCGAGAAGUUCUUUCAGAAAAUGGACCGUAACCGAGACGGGGUAGUGACCAUCGAUGAGUUUAUUGAGACAUGUCAAAAGGAUGAAAACAUCAUGGCCUCCAUGCAGCUUUUCGAGAACGUCAUCUAGGAUCAGCUUAGCCCAACCGUUGACCCUGGAUGAAUCUGCCCGAGUCUCCGUGACCUCACAUGGCUUCCAAUGUUGUGAGCCUGCUGGCACCGGACUCCGCAUUUUGUUUGUUCGGAUGGAGGACUGGGAGGUUGACAGGAUGGAAUGAUGAAUGCCUUUAUUGUCAUAACAAUGUAAUUCAAUAACUGCCAGGGGGAUGUUCACAAAAAUACCUUUGUACAUGUGUCCUAUGGGCUGUUUGGUUUCACAUGGUAAAAAGUGUUAGUUCCACGUGGUGAAAAAUGAUCAUGAUACAGUUCUUCCUCUUCAUUGGGGACAUUAAGGAAUAACAAAAGGGGAAAAGAUGUGUUCAUGACGACUGUACUACUAUUGUAGAACUUGCAUGUUUGCCUGAAACUUUUGUAAAUUGUGCACAUAUCAAUACAACGGAAUGCAAGU